AAAUUCACAAAGGUACAUAAUUUCCACUUUCCUCAUCCACAAUUUUCCAUCACUUUCCCUCAUUUUCCCGGAAAAAUUAGCCAGCAGAAUACCGUUCCCAAUGCCCUCCCCACUCGGGUCGCCCACGAGCUCCCGGUCGGUGACCCAGACCGUCAACGGGUCCCACAGAUUCACCAUCAAGGGCUACUCCCUGGCCAAAGGCAUGGGCAUCGGGAAGCACAUAGCUAGCGAGACCUUCACCGUCGGCGGUUACCAGUGGGCCAUCUAUUUCUAUCCCGAUGGGAAAAAUCCAGAGGACAAUUCCGCCUAUGUCUCCGUAUUCGUCGCCCUAGCCAGCGAGGGCACCGACGUGAGGGCCCUUUUCGAGCUCACGCUAUUGGAUCAAAGCGGCAAGGGCAAACAUAAAGUGCAUAGCCAUUUCGAUCGAGCUCUCGAGAGCGGCCCUUAUACGCUCAAGUAUCGAGGCAGCAUGUGGGGGUAUAAGCGUUUUUUCAGGCGGGCUAUGCUUGAAACAUCAGAUUUCCUCAAGGAUGAUUGCUUGAAAAUUAAUUGCACUGUUGGUGUUGUGGUUUCGGAAAUAGAUUGCCCAAGGUGGCAACCCAUACAGGUCCCUGAAUCUGAUAUUGGAAUUCAUUUUGGCAUGCUGUUGGAGAAUGAAGAAGGUUCAGAUGUUACUUUCAAUGUGUCUGGGGAAAAGUUUCCUGCUCACAAACUGGUAUUAGCUGCUAGGUCUACUAUAUUUGAAACUGAAGUUUCUAACAGGAUGGAGGAAGACAGUACUGAAAUAGUUAUCAUGGAUAUGGAGCCUAAGGUUUUUAAGGCUUUGCUGCAUUUCAUAUACAAAGAUACUCUUAUUGAAGAUGAAGGGUUCUUAGGGACCAGUUCUUGUGCUUCAUCUGUAUCUGACACACUACCUUCAAAGUUGUUAGCAGCAGCAGACAAAUAUGACUUGCCUAGACUUAGAUUGAUGUGCGAAUCUGUACUUUGCAAGGACAUAUCUGUGAAUUCUGUUGCGAAUAUUUUGGCCCUGGCAGACCGUUAUCAUGCUAUGGAACUAAAAUCUGUUUGCUUAAAAUUUGCUGCUGAAAAUCUUGUGGCUGUUAUGCAGGCAGAUGGUUUUGAGUAUCUCAAAGAAAACUGCCCAGCGCUGCAGUCAGAGCUCCUAAAGACAGUGGCAGGAUGUGAGGAAGAAUUCAGUGGGGGAGGGAAGAGCCGAACUGUCUGGGGACAGUAUUCUGAAGGUGCUGAUACAAUUGACAGGAGUAUAAGGCAACAAACUUGGGAAGAUGGAGAGGACGGAAAUAGAAGAUUGUGGGUUCAAGUGGGUGGUCCUGUUGCAGGAGAUGAAAGUCCCAGGCAAGAAGACUAAUGUAGUAAACAACUCCAAUCUGUUUGUCAAAUGACAUCAAAUGAACAAAAAAACAUAAAACAAGUGGAAAACGAGAAAGGAUCACAUCAAAGGAACUAAAGCCUUCACCUCUGUGAUUUUUGCCCGUUCUGUUGUGUUUUAUGAUGUAUUUUAGUUGUUGAUCACCUUUUGAUUAGCAAUCAGAAUGUAAUGCAGUAGCUUUCUAAAUCCUCUGGAGGCACAUUUGUAACGUCCAUUUCCUUUAUGCAGUUGAAGUAAUCUCAAUUAGUCUUGCGUGCAAGCAAUUGCCUUUUCUCAAGAGGAAAAAAAAAAAAAAGUUUUGAGCACCAAUAUCAGGUGGGAAUGGGAAGUGGAAAGGAUGGAAGAGGGAGAUGCAACUGAUUAAAGUAACAGGUUGGCCCAAUGUUAGUUCUGCUUCUCUAUCUGUUGAGAAUUCCGGCUAAAUAAAUAAUAUAGUUUUUU
Rubroshorea leprosula is the source of this 1831-nucleotide messenger RNA. The record is from the annotation of a GenBank genome assembly. NCBI's taxonomy places the organism in Eukaryota, Viridiplantae, Streptophyta, Magnoliopsida, Malvales, Dipterocarpaceae.